This is a messenger RNA of Morus notabilis, 627 nucleotides long. RefSeq lists its product as uncharacterized. Lineage: Eukaryota; Viridiplantae; Streptophyta; Magnoliopsida; Rosales; Moraceae. The transcript has 2 exons. The record is from RefSeq and is a predicted model, not a curated record. The coding region runs from base 1 to 627 and encodes 208 amino acids.
AUGUCGAAGUUCUUGGUGGUGAAGGGAUGCGACCAAUACAACGUGGUCAUAGGGCGCUCGACGCUGAGGGCACUGAAGGCGGCCACAUCCAUUUACCACCAAACCAUGAAGUUUCUGACACCCACUAGGAUCGGAAGGGUCCACGGAAACCAAUACGAGUCGAGGCUAACUUAUUCGGAGACGGUCCGCCACUAUGCCGAGCCGACACAGGUACGAAGAGAACUGAGGAUGGUGGAGACUAGAGCGGAAGGGUUCGACCUAGAUCCGAGGCUCCCAACGGAAGAGCCUGGAACGAGACCGGUCGAGGAAUUGACCGAAGUCCCCAUCGAUGAGAGAGAGCCUUUAAGGAGGCUGAAGGUGGGCUCGGGGCCAGAGGGGUUGAACAUCGACGAGAAGUGCCCGCCUGAAAGACAAAAGCGUCGACCGAUGAACGCGGAACGGUACGAGGCCCUGCGGGCAGAAGUCGACAAGCUGAUUAGGAACAAUUUCAUCCGAGAAGUCCUAUACCCCGAAUGGGUGUCAAAUCCCGUGUUGGUGCAGAAACCCAACGGGGAUUGGCGAACAUGCGUUGACUUCAGUGAUCUGGCAUGUCCCAAGGAUAGCUUCCCACUACCAAGAAUCGAUUAG